Messenger RNA from Contarinia nasturtii (swede midge), 1419 nucleotides. RefSeq names its product formin-like protein 7. The coding region runs from base 83 to 1375 and encodes 430 amino acids. NCBI's taxonomy places the organism in Eukaryota, Metazoa, Arthropoda, Insecta, Diptera, Cecidomyiidae. The transcript is spliced from 6 exons. The record is from RefSeq and is a predicted model, not a curated record.
UUUAUCAUUCCGAACCGCAACGUUAAAAUCAUCCGAUUAACGAACACCGCAUAAACAGUGUUAUUCAAAACAAAUUGCUAACAUGAAUAUUGUGGCCUUGAUAUCGGUAAUUUUUGCAGAAAUUUUGUUAAUUGAAUCGAUUCUCAGUGCGGACACCGCAUGGCCCACCGAUGUGAAUAGGAAUAUAACCGCAUUCGAACCAAAUGGAUUACGAUUUCAACGAAUUUUACGGCGUAAAAAGCGCUUUCUGCUGUUUCCUCCGGGAGCCGCCAUUGUUACAACAAUGUCUUUUACAAAGACAUUAGUUCCACGUUCACCGUCGGGUAUAAAUACAAUUGGCGAGGUUGAUAUUUUUUACCCGCUGCAGAAUAAGAUCGAAGAUUGGUAUCCAACAAAGAAGCCAAUACCGCCUCCACCACCACCAUCGGAUGAAGAAGACGAGAACGAAGGCGUUCUACCAAACAAUGUGGGCCCACAAAUUCCACCCAAUAUUCCUCAACCUCCACCACCGCCACCGCCGCCACCACCAAUCGCUCAAAAUGAUCAACCUACAAACGAUAAUCCUCCACCUGGGCCAAUUAAUGUUGGCACACCAUUUUUACCAACGCCUGCCAAUUUACCAGACGGUAGAUUACCGACUGAUCAAGAAAUCGGAAUUACGCCCGGCACAAUUAUAUCUGAUCCGAAUUUCGACGUGGGCACACACCCAGGUGAAAUAUAUGUGGAUAAAAAUGGGAAUCAAUCACAAAAAAUACCACCACGUCGUUUUUUCAGUGAAUAUUCAAAAUACUCAACGUCUUCAUGGCCACAUCAACAAUAUAAUCAAUAUGAAUCGUCCUGGAAUCCGACGAGCAAUUCAAAAGGAUACAAUGAUUGGAAAACUUAUAAUGAUCGAUAUUAUAGUUCUUACGGCAAAAAACAAUCACAGAAUCGGGUGAAUGUACAAACGAUGCAAAAAGAAAAUAGCAUUUAUUCAAACACAAAGGAGAAUGCAUGGCGAUACCAACACAGAGAUGCGCAUCCAUUUGAAUCAAAUUAUAGAGGAUAUUCUAACAACUAUUACAAUCGAGCUGCUCGUGAGAGACGAGACAUUUUCGAUCAACUUGAGUCAUUUAUGUCAUUCAAACAAUUCGAUACGAAAUCUUGUAUAUUACGGAUGAUAUGUGAGGCAAAGCAUUAUUUAUUACCACCGGGCAAAUCUCUUUUCCAAGACAUAUUUCGUAUCCUUUUCACUUUGCCACCUGAAGACGAGGUGAAUGAUGAAUAUGCGCGAGCAACCCAAGCAACUGAGGAGGACUGUGACACAAUUUACUCGGAAAAAUGUCGGUUUAGUGUGUUGGGUUUUUUAAUGAGCAAAGACAGACCAAUUCUUUAAGUUUAAAUUGAGAAAUUGUUCAAUAAAAGAAAUAAUCGAUUCGA